Molecule: messenger RNA, 1251 nt
Organism: Thermochaetoides thermophila DSM 1495
Lineage: Eukaryota; Fungi; Ascomycota; Sordariomycetes; Sordariales; Chaetomiaceae
Exons: 3
Coding region: 1-1251 (416 amino acids)
Molecular function (GO): methyltransferase activity
Source: RefSeq, a predicted model, not a curated record
AUGUGCCCAGGUAACGAGAACCCCACAAACAAUAGUCCUUCGCAGUCGUCGCCUCGGUCGGCGUCCGCCCCAUCGGCAUCGCAGCCCCGCACCGCCGACGGACCUCACGGAUCCGGAUCGGAUUCCUCCGGGUCACCCCACGUGGUUGCCGGCCAGGUCGGCGAGGCCGGGGAUUACGAUGAGGUGCCAGUACCAAUUGUUGUUGAUAACGACAGUGCCAUCUGGCACGAAGACGACACCAGAGACGACGACAACGCCAGUGUCUUCUCCGACACCGACUCCGCCUACGAGUCCCUAGCCGGCUCCUCGCGCACCGGCUCGAUCACCUCCUCCAUUUACAACUACGUCUACGAAAACGGCCGCCGCUACCAUGCCUACCGCUCAGGGCAAUAUGUGUUGCCCAACGAUGAGGCCGAGCAGGAGCGUCUCGACCUGCAGCACCACAUCUGGCGGCUGCUGCUCCAUGGCGGCUUGUACACCGCGCCGCUGAACAUCCCCGCCGAAGAGAGCGAUGCUUGGGGUCGGCCGGUGGGAGACUUCCGCAUCCUGGACCUCGGGACAGGAACGGGCAUCUGGGCGAUCGACAUGGCGGAGGAGUUUCCGCAAGCCUCAGUCUUUGGCAUCGAUCUCAGCCCGAUCCAGCCCGACUGGGUGCCGCCCAACUGCCGGUUCCAUGUGGAUGACUACGAAGACGACUGGACGUAUCGCGAGGACGAAAAGUUCGACUACAUCCACGGGCGUGCGCUGUCGGGGACGGUGUCGGACUGGGCGCGGUUCUAUCGACAAGUACGCACACAUCUCAAGCCGGGUGGGUGGUGCGAGAUGCAGGAGUACGAUGCUUGGAUUUUCAGCGACGACGACAGCUUUGAGCGGGCGGUCUGGACCAAGAAUUGGGUCGAGAAGCUGGACGAGGCGAGCCAAAUGUAUGGGAAGCGCCUUAACGUGGCGCGGUUCCAUAAGCAGUGGAUGAUUGAGGCGGGCUUUGAGGAUGUCCAGGAGAAAAUGUUCAGGAUCCCCAUUGGGCCUUGGGCGAAGGACCCCCACCUCAAGGAACUCGGUCGAUAUGAGCAGCUGCAUAUGCAGAUGUCGGUUGCCUCACACACGCCAGCCUUGUUCUCCCGUGUCUGGCAUUACACCCCGCAACAAUGCCAAGUGACUAUCGAAGGCGUCAAGAACGAGUUCCGGAACCCGAAUCUGCGCUUGAUCACGCAGUACCGCUUCAUCAUUGGGCGGAGUCCAGGUCCGCCUUGA